Molecule: messenger RNA, 3447 nt
Organism: Cotesia glomerata
Lineage: Eukaryota; Metazoa; Arthropoda; Insecta; Hymenoptera; Braconidae
Product: bestrophin-4-like
Exons: 6
Coding region: 1250-3226 (658 amino acids)
Molecular function (GO): chloride channel activity
Source: RefSeq, a predicted model, not a curated record
AAAAGAAGAAAUCAGUGAUCUAGAUUUGGAAUUUAAAAAUGAUCGCUAUUUAUUAUUGUAAACUUGAAAAUGAUUGAUAAAUGUAUUAUUUCAUACCUCAACAAUUUCCUCAAUUUAAUAAUAUUUAAAGCAGCAACAGUUACAUUGGCAUAAAUGUCAUAACAAAUGUUAAAAAUUUAUUAUUAAAAUUUCUUCUCAUAAUAUUUAAGUGCAAGUGAAUUCUUGUUUCUUCAGAAAUUGACAUAUAUAUUUAUUUAUUAUUUGUGUGAUAUGCAACAGUAUAAUUUAUUUUUAUAUUUAUAUAUUUAUAUUAGAGACUUAGACAGUGUCUGCACCUCUGGCUAUAUUUAUCAGCGUGUGAAUACUGGCGUGAUUGCCAAGCCUUGUAUUACAUACUUUCAAUCCUUAAUCUAGGAUAAAAAAUAAAAUUAAAAAAUUUUAUUAUUAAUUAAAGAUCAAGAUCAAGAUUUCUUCUUUAAUAAUUAUUAGUUAUUUAUUUGUUUAUUUGCUUGAAAAGUUAAGAAGAAAUAUUUCUUCAGGCAUUCUUGUGUCAACACGUGCUUUGGCAAAUACAUGGUUUGAAUUUUUAUUUAAAUAAAUAAAAAAUACGACAUUGGCUGAUCUUUAAUGAGAGUCUCGUCUCUUUUUAUAUUUAUACAUACAUAUAUGUAUUUCUUCUUGAUGCCUGGGCCAAAUUACCUCUUUAAAAACCUUCAACUAUUUUAAAGCAAUUAUACUAACCUUGUGAUUAUUUAAUUAAAAUAAUAAUUAUUUUAUGGAGUUAAAAAAAUUUUUUUUAAGUGAAAAAUAGUAAAUGAACAAGUGAAUUGAUUUAUUUAGUGGCUAAAUAUAUGUACUCUAGUUAUUAUAGACGGUAUAUAUUAACGAUAUUAUGUGUUUUACUUGUUGAUGAAUAAAAGUGGGUUGAAAAUGAAACUCGAUGAGGAGGACAAUGACGUGAUAUCAGCGACUCCCACUUGGUUUUGUAUUUUACAAAAGCUCAAAGAGUUUGCGAUAUUUAUGCAAAAAUAAUAGUAAAAAAUAUUAAAAGAAGAAAACUUAUAGAUUGUUAUUAAAUAGAAUAAUAUUAAAAUAAUUGUUAGGGGGGUAUUUUAAUAUUUAAAUGGAUCAACAAGGGGUGUAAAUAAAAAAUCUAAAUUAAAUGGCACGAUGAGCCAAGUAUCCAAACUCGGGAUUAUUUCUGAUGGAAAAAAUAAAUCAUGUGAAGAAGAAUUAAUAAUUGUAAAUAAUGACGGUUUCGUAUCAGUACGAGGUCGCAAGCUCGACGAGCGGUGGAUUCACCAGGCUUCUUUUUAUGUGGCGGGGAUCUCUUUACAAAUUAAUUUAUCGAGAGUUAUUACUCUUUUUAGUUGUCUUCGGGAUUAUUUCUGUUAUUUAUAGACAUGCUUUAACCACAGCUCAUAAAAGAGCCUUCGAGAGAAUCGUUAUUUAUUGUGAUACAUUCGUUAGUCUUAUACCGCUGAGUUUCGUCCUGGGAUUUUAUGUUGCUUAUGUUGCUGGACGAUGGUGGCAACAAUAUAUGGCUAUUCCUUGGCCUGAUAAGGUGAUGCACUUGGUAGCAUUAUACGUGACAGGCAACGAUGAAUACGGGCGUAUGUUACGUAGGUCAUUGAUGCGAUACCUCAACCUGUCAUUGAUCCUAGUGUUACGAUCUAUAAGUUCAGCAGUGAAGCGCCGGUUCCCGACCCUGGAUCAUGUCGUCGACUCGGGUUUCAUGACUGCUCUUGAACUAGAGCUCUUUCAGUCAGUGCCGAGUCUGGAAUUCAACACUUACUGGAUUCCCUGCACGUGGUUUAUAAACCUGUUGAAAGAAUCGCGUCGGACUCACAGACUACCAGACCCGCAGGGCCUCAAGAUAAUAAUGGAGGAGUUCAACGAGUUCAGAUCUAAAUGCGGGUUGCUCUGGAGCUACGACUGGGUCUCUAUACCCCUCGUUUACACCCAGGUGGUGACUCUCGCGACCUACAGUUUCUUCGUAGUGGCUCUAGUGGGUCGCCAGUACAUCGAAGGCUCCAAGAAGCCUUUUCAAAUGGCUCUGGACGCUUACUUGCCUAUUUUUACCAUCCUACAAUUUUUUUUCUACAUGGGCCUGCUUAAAGUGGCUGAACAGUUGAUAAAUCCUUUUGGCGAUGAUGAUGAAGACUUUGAGCUAAACUGGCUGAUUGACCGUCAUACAAAAGUGUCUUACUUGGGAGUUGAUACUCUGAUGAACCGGUGCCCGCCUCUUGUUAAAGAUUUUUAUUUCGACUCGGAAAAUAUUGUUUUGCCUUACACUGAAGCUGCCGCUGCUUACAAGCGUAAAACUUAUCGUGGAAGUGUUGCCAAUAUGACAGUUCCUGAAGAGAAGCAGACAAUGUUUUUACCGGAUAUUAUCGAAGAAGAAGAUGAAACUUCCCAUCCCGCGACACCUAAAACAUCAUCCGUUAGUUUAGCAACUAAUUCUAAUGAAAGUCCUGGUACAAAUAAGCGCCAGAUCAUUGGGUCACCUUCAGCGACUCCAAAGAAGACUGAAAGCACUACCGAAACAAUUAUUCAGCUGGAUAAUCCAGAACCCGUAGAGUCUCUGGCAUCAGAGCUGUCAAUCGAUCGGAGCCAGCAUACUACAGGGGCGGUGAAAAGAAAUUCCCGGUCGCUCCAGUGGCUGGAGCUAAACCGAAAGCGGUUCAUUCCUUUAGCAAAGCUGAGCCGAGUGAGCGUCCAGCCCUGGCCCAGUGCAACGAAUCUCCAAGAAAGUACUUUGUCCUACGAAACACCCAAAUCUUCGUCGCUACAGAGUCCUCCACCUUCCAUUAGCGUCAGUUGUGGCUCAGACGAGCCUAAUGACGACCUCCAAGGGUUCUUCAACUCGGCGUUCUCCCAAGAACAUCUUCCAGACACUGACAAGUCUCUAAAGCAGCAAGCUUCCGAGGAGUCUAACUUUGCAGCCGCUUCAAAGUCCAAAAAAUCACGGACGAGAUUUUUGGUCAGACGACAGAGCUCGGUCAGCAGCAGCAAGAAGAGAAAAAUAUUCCGGUGGAAGCGUCCGCUGGAUUCAACCCAAUCCAGACGCAAAACUACUGACUGCGUGCCCUCACCUGCUGAUAUUAUUCCUCAGACCAGUAGUUCACCAGAUUUGGAGAGUUUUACAGCUAUUGACGUUAUUGUUCCGCCUCGAGCGGCUUCUGAAGACAGGGACCACGCAUUAGAUCUUUUUACGAAAGAUUAAUAAUAAAUCCUCCAAAAUUCAAUAAUAAAUCCCGGCUUUUAUUUAUAUUUAUAUUUUAAUUAAAAUAAUUAAUGGACAAUUCAGUAUUAGCCAGUGCUGGAGUGAACACUGCUUGUAUUCAUUUAUUUAUUUAUUUAUUUAUACUAUUAUUGUUGUACUUAAAUAAAUAAGCAUGUAAAUUAUGUAAAUAAAUUGAGAUAAUGUCAGAUAUUAAGUGAAAA